This is a messenger RNA of Malus domestica (apple), 629 nucleotides long. Its product is annotated as protein MHF1 homolog. Gene Ontology annotation, cellular component: FANCM-MHF complex. Lineage: Eukaryota; Viridiplantae; Streptophyta; Magnoliopsida; Rosales; Rosaceae. Gene Ontology annotation, molecular function: protein heterodimerization activity; chromatin binding. Gene Ontology annotation, biological process: resolution of meiotic recombination intermediates; replication fork processing. The record is from RefSeq and is a predicted model, not a curated record.
AAUUUACCAAACGUUGCGUUUGAUCCGUUUUCCCGCGCGCAACUGGUACGAGUAAACGGAACCCUAGAAUUUCCCACAGAGCAAGAAGAGUAAAAAAUGGAGAGGGAGGAAGACGACUCGGUGAGCGAGCUUCUCAGGGAUCGAUUCAGACUCUCCACCAUCCAUAUCGCCGAAGCCGAAGCGAAGCGAAACGACAUGGAGAUUUCGGGCCCAGUGAUGGCUUGCAUUGCCGAUUUGGCCUUCAAGUAUACAGAACAGCUGGCAAAGGACCUCGAGUUAUUUUCUCAACACGGUGGUCGUAAAACUGCAAACAUGGAAGAUGUCAUACUCUCUGUGCAUAGAAACGAACAUCUGGCCGCCUUGUUGAGGUUGUUCUGCAAUGAUCUGAAAGCGAAAGAACCACAAUCCGAGAGGAAGAGAAAGAAAGCAUCAAAGAAGGAAGACCAAGCAACUACCAGUGUAGUACAUAUUCCAGAUUCUUAGCUUGGGCAUGUCUCUGCCUUAACAUGAUUUACUAAUGCACACCGGGAUAGAGGGAUUCCGAAAAUCGGAUAGAGGGAUGAAUCCUUGUUGUCCAAGUUUGCCAAAUUUAUGUCUACGUAAGAAAUCUGCAACUUGCUUUGACCUUU